Molecule: messenger RNA, 1688 nt
Organism: Etheostoma cragini (Arkansas darter)
Lineage: Eukaryota; Metazoa; Chordata; Actinopteri; Perciformes; Percidae
Gene: tmem88bl
Product: transmembrane protein 88
Exons: 3
Coding region: 386-907 (173 amino acids)
Cellular component (GO): plasma membrane
Molecular function (GO): PDZ domain binding
Source: RefSeq, a predicted model, not a curated record
GUUUCUAUGUUAGUGUAGGGAGCAGCUGUGGAGCACGUCUGUUAAAACAUUUAAAACAAAAAUGUUGCAAUUUCAAGUAAAAAACAGUUUUUUUUAGGUUGGAAAUAUAGGUUUGUUGUUGUAAAACCUCGUGGGCGCGCCUGAAUGAUAUUGCGCGCGUCCCAUAAUCGCAAACUCUGACCGAGGCACAGCGGCUCCUCACACAGCAUCACUACAGCAGCACAGGGUUCAACUCACAGGUUCGUCUCUCCGCUGUUGUUUAAAAAAACAGAAGUUUUGUUGUUGUUUUUUUGUAGUAAAAUCAAGAACUCCAAGUUGAUCACCGGGAGAAGAAUUCAAACACACCGGUGGGAUUAACGGGAUUUGUAGUCUACUUGGAGCGAGGAUGUGCGGUAUGGAUGUGGACUUGGAUGAAGGCGGUUCAGGCCAGGAGGAGAAAGAGGAGGAGUUCUGGAUCGGGGAAGGGGUGAAGAUGCUUCCCCCUCCCGUGGCCCACAGCGGAGGCAGUGCAUGGGGCAGCCGCAGGGGCAGAUGUGGCUGUGUGGCCUGCGGGGCAGCUCUCAUCCUCUGGGACCUGGGUGUUAUUUUGGCCAGCGCCCUGCUCCUGGCUCUGGUCUUCUCUGUGGUGCUGCUCCCUGCAAUGCUGCUGCUGUACGUCGGUUUUCUCUGCCACUCCAGGGUCCUCGAUGCCCCCUCCGCCAUCUGCCGUUACCUUGACGACAACAGCUGCUCCGCCCUUAUCAUCCUGGGUUUCGUGAUGAUGUCACCGCUCGUGGUAGUGGCAGCCGCCGUCUUCUGCGGGCUGCUCCGACGGUUUCGACUCCUGCUUCUAAUUCAGCCAAUCACACGUGCCUGGUACCGACGGCGGCUGUUGGACUGGGUGGGCAGUGUACACAACUGGGUCUGAUUGAGAUGAACAGGAGGCGCUGAGGGUCAGAUAUACUCUCUAUAACAGUCAGGGGGAUCAGAAAGUUAGUAAGUGGGAAAUCGAUCAGAGAGAUAAAGGGGUUAGACAAAAUAACAAUAACAGUUAGUUAGUUAGAUCUCUUUUAAAUUGGUAGUAUUUAGAAAAACGGCUUUUGGUCAGCAGGAGAUUUCUUAGUUGCACUACCAAUAAUUGACCACCAGGACAAAAUGGUUGCAAGGCUAGGUGGCAGCGCCGUAGGUAAGGUUGCUGUCAUAUCUGAGCACCUUGUCCCGUUUUAACUGAACUUUGGUUUGUUUGGGGUGGUGUGAAAGCUCAUUCGAACUUAGCAGCGGACCAAACAACUGAAUACUGGACGUUUGAAAACGAGGGUCUCAGUUUGCUUCCAAGUAAUCUAGAGAUUGGUUCAUUUCAGGUGAGAACAAUACAGGAAGGGAACCAAAAACAGCAUUUACUAGUAGAAACUUCAACUUUGCUCACAAGUUACAGACUUAUAUAAGGGAUGAUAACUUUCAAAUCCGUAACAUAAUAUGACCACACGUUGCUAGUCAUCCGCGUGACAACACAUUAUCUUUUCUCUCUCAUCAGGCCUGCCCUUUCCUUUACUCGCUGUCUGUCAGUUGCUCAAUUUAUUUGUUACUCCAUUGCUCCAAGUGUUGCAGGUUUCACUCAGAUAUUCUGUCCAUAAAAAAGAAACCGUGCGUUUUGACUGUGUGACAUUUGUUUACAAAAUUUGGUACGCUUAAAAAAGCAGUCUGAAUGU